Molecule: messenger RNA, 1380 nt
Organism: Sclerotinia sclerotiorum 1980 UF-70
Lineage: Eukaryota; Fungi; Ascomycota; Leotiomycetes; Helotiales; Sclerotiniaceae
Exons: 2
Coding region: 1-1380 (459 amino acids)
Biological process (GO): rRNA processing
Molecular function (GO): snoRNA binding
Source: RefSeq, a predicted model, not a curated record
AUGUUCGCCAAACUCUUCAGAUCGUCUUCGAAAGAUUGUCUUCAAUCGGACGACCCAUUAACUCCUAGCCAGCAAUUGCGCGAAGAAAGUAGGAGAACUAGAAGUAUGGUUACUACGCGGGGUAGAGCUCGAGAAUUAGCAGAUAGUCCUUCCGUGAAUGGAGAUUCUAUAAUCAUUGAUGAGGGUACUCCAGUUCCAAAAAGGAGAGGACGGCCGCGCAAGUCCCUUCCUGUUGAAGAUGAUGAGGUUGCAGUUACACCGCGACCUACGAGGAGCUCAAAGAAAUUGCCGGUACAGGCUAGCGAUGGAGAAGUAGUACAGGCAAGCGACGGAGAAGCAGUACAGGCUAGCGAUGGAGAAGCAGUACAGGCAAGCGUUGGAGAAGCAGUACAGGCAAGCGCUAGAGAAGAUACGCCAAAGCAAUCGCCGCAAGUGAUUGAAGAUAUAUCUGCUUCUACUGAGGAAUCUGAAAUACCGCAAGUUAUUGAGGCAGAGGAGGAGGUAGUAAAGACAACAACAGCCAGUGGAGAUAUAUCCACCUUAUCGACCACGACUGCUGCAGUGACAAUGCCAGUUGCAAAGAAGCACAAGCGAUUCGAUAGUGCGGAGCCUGAGCCAGUACCAGAGGAGAAAUCUGAAAUAAUUGAAAUCAAGGAUGAUGGGGACGAGAGUAGCGAUGACGAUGCACCAGAGGAGGUCACAAAAAAUCAGGCUGCAGAAUCUGCCAAAGAAAAGGAAAGAGAAGCUGCAAGAGCAAUUGAGGAACAAGAAGCUGCUGCAAAAAAGAAGCGUCAGGAAAAAAACGCCAAUCUUCAACGACAAUCAGAAAUCUCGAGCAAGAAACGCAAGCUCGAUGUCCCACCCGGACAAGAUGAAAUGUUACCUCCUGCUCAAAAAUCGAAGGUUGAGGUCACAUCAGCACCAGCCAUAAUUGAAAGAGGGGAUAUCGAGAUGGACGAGGAAUCAAACACUUUAGAGGGGGAUGGAACGGCAGAUGGACGAUUAGACUCUGAGGAUAUUGAAGACAUCAAUAGGACCUUCGCUCCUCCCGGACAUUUACCUCUUCCAGAUCUUCUGCCAGCCGAAUAUUUAGAAGACAAUGAUGAUGAUACCCCAGAAUCUGGCAAUUUCCAUUCAAGUCUGCCUACAAGAUUUGUCAAAACGAACAAAUUACGCCACCUCUUAGAAAAGAGACCGAAAGAUAAACGAGUUGGCUCAACCACAUUCAGAGUCGCGGAAAGUCGAAACACACAUUUACCUCCUAAAGCAUCAAAUCAAGCGCGCUCGCUAAAGGAAUCGUGGUUACAAGGACGGGCAGGAACUAAGAUCAAGGCAAAUCGGAAGCCUUUCAAUCAAGGUUUUAUCAAGCCUAAGAAAUAA